This is a messenger RNA of Microstroma glucosiphilum, 1034 nucleotides long. RefSeq names its product bola-like protein. The record is from RefSeq and is a predicted model, not a curated record. The transcript has 2 exons. Bases 53 to 550 code for a protein of 165 amino acids. Lineage: Eukaryota; Fungi; Basidiomycota; Exobasidiomycetes; Microstromatales; Microstromataceae.
UUCUUCCAUUCGUUCCUACUCAUCCCUCAUCGAUACAAGCCACUGAGCCAUCAUGAUCUCUGCAAGUCACUCCAUGGGAAGCGUGCUACGCUCAGUGUCAUCCUCGUCGACUCGAAGACUCUUCACUACCUCGGCGGCACCUCGUCGCAGCUUCAGCCUCGUCUUCAAUGCUCCCUCCACCUUCACCUCGAGGUCGCUCGCUCCCUCGGGGUCUGUCUCGACGAUGACAAAUCAAUCGCUACGAAGCACACCGCGCCUCUUUCAUUCCUCUGCGUCGGCACAUCAAGAAGGGGAGGCUUCUGCUUCGCAACAGGAGAUGUCAUCCGGCGAGGCAGACAUUCAUGCUCUACUCUCGAAGCGCUUCAACCCCUCUCAUCUCCAGGUGCAGGACGUUUCUGGUGGCUGUGGAUCCUUCUAUGCAAUUGUUGUCGCUUCCAAGGAGUUCCAAGGACUGAACACCGUCAAGCAGCAUAGGAUGGUGAAUGAGUGUUUGAAGGACAUCAUCGGGGGUAUUCACGGGCUGCAGCUCAAGACUGUUGCUUCGGAUUGAGUCAGAAGCACUGAUAGUUCGGGAAGUCGUCACUGGAGCAAUUACAUAUAUCCAUUCCACAAACAGAAUAAAGUGAAAGUGACCGAACGAAUUGAGCACAGGAUGAAAACAAUGCCGUGAGGGACCCCCAUGCCAUGCUCCCGUUGUAUCCGGCUUCCUCUCCCUUCUCUCACUACAGCCGCGGCAUGAACUGCAGCGAGUUACCUCCGUCAAUCACGGUAGCCGUCCCAGUGACGUGUGAGCCAGCUCGGGACGAUAGGAAGACGGCAAGACCGCCGAUGUCCUCCGGUGUUCCGAUUCGGCCUGUCACAGGAUUGAAUUCACAGACGUUGAGCGUCGAUGUCGUAUUCUCGUUCGAUCUCACUCCGCCUUAUACUCACCAGUGGGCUGGAUGCUCUCCAAUGCCUCCUUGUUCUCGCUGAGGGCAAAGGCGGUCAUGCGGCUCGGAAAGACGCCUGGGCAGAUGGCAUUAACUAGGAUGAAG